CCGCUUCUCACUCUUGCUCAACAGCUGAUAAGUACACGAUGGCUCCUCGUAGAAUGAGGCCAAGUCCCUCCACCGUAACACAACCAUGGUAGCCGCCAACAAGGACCGCGUUGUCCCGUACGACCCCAUCACCCUCUCUGUUUUCCAAAACCGCUUCAUGUCCAUCGCCGAGGCGAUGGGCCGGUCACUGCAGCAGACUUCGAUCUCUACGAAUAUCAAAGAACGCCUCGACUACUCGUGUGCGGUUUUCGCGCCGACGGGGGACCUCGUUGCCAAUGCACCCUUCAUGCCUGUCCACCUUGGCAGCAUGAGCUGGAGUGUGAAGCAUCAGCUUGCGCUCCAUGGGCCCACGCUCAAGCCCGGCGACGUGCUCCUCACGAAUGCGCCGCAAAGCGGCGGCUCGCACCUUCCGGACUUGACCGUCAUUACGCCAUGCUUUGAUAACGGCGAGAUCAUCUUCUUCAGCGCGUCGCGCGCCCACCACGCUGACAUCGGCGGCAUCCUGCCUGGCUCUAUGCCGCCCACAUCUACCGCACUGUUCGAGGAGGGCGCCGAAAUCCCUUCGCUCAAGGUCGUGAGCGAGGGCGUGUAUAACCGCGAUGCCGUGUACACAGCCUUGGUGGAAGAGCCGGCGCAGUAUCCUGGCUGCUCUGGUUGUCGCAAUUUCCGCGACGUCGAGAGUGACCUCAAGGCGCAGAUCGCCGCCAACCACAAAGGCGUGCAGCUCCUCACCGCCCUCGUGGCCGAGUGGGGCCUGCCCACUGUGCACGCGUACAUGGGUCAUAUUCGAAGCAACGCUGAGUCCGCUGUGCGCGACAUGCUGCGCCGCGCGUCAAAGGAGAUUGGCACCACUUUCUCGGCGCUUGACUACCUGGACGAUGGAUCACCGAUCUGCCUCCGCGUCGAGAUUGACCCCGACACUGGCGGCGCCGUCUUCGAUUUCGAAGGCACUGGCCCGGAGCUGCGCGGCAACCUUAAUGCCCCGGUGUGCGUCGUCCACGCCGCCGUCAUCUACUGCCUCCGCAGCAUGAUUGGUGAAGAUAUCCCUCUCAACGCCGGCUGCCUCGUUCCCCUAGACAUCCGCAUCCCUAAGGGCUCGCUCCUCUCGCCUUCGCCCACCGCCGCCGUCUGCGGCGGCAACGUCAUGACAUCGCAACGCGUAACCGACACAGUCCUCAAAGCCUUUCGCGCGUGCGCCGCCUCGCAGGGCGACACGAACAACCUCACCUUCGGUGUGGGCGGCAAAGACCCCAUCACAGGCGAAAUCACGGACGGAUGGGGAUACUACGAGACUAUUUGUGGCGGCUCGGGCGCCGGCCCCGGCUGGCACGGCACGUCGGGCGUGCACACGCACAUGACGAACACGCGGAUCACGGACCCCGAAAUCCUCGAGCGCCGCUACCCCGUGCUGCUGCGCGAGUUCCACUUCCGCCCCGGCUCGGGCGGACAGGGCGUGUGGAGCGGCGGCGACGGCGUCGUGCGCUCGUACCAGUUCCUCGAGAAUCUGCAGGUGUCGAUCAUGAGUGAGCGGCGCGCACGGGCCCCGUACGGCGUCGACGGCGGCGGCGAGGGCGGCAUGGGCCGCAAUUUGUGGGUGCGUGAGGGCGGACGCGUCGUCAAUGUCGGUGGGAAGGGCACGAUGCAGUUCGCAGCGGGCGAUACCCUCGAAGUCCAUACCCCGGGGGCCGGCGGGUGGGGCAUCCCUGGCUCCGAGGUAGUUGUGGCUAAGAAGGAGAACGGAUUUAAAGAGGUCGAGAUGCGGGGCAGUGUGGCGGAGCGGUCGCGCGUCGACUUCUAGGCGGUAGUCGAAAUGAAUAGCCUUUGUUUGCAC
Cutaneotrichosporon oleaginosum is the source of this 1831-nucleotide messenger RNA. RefSeq lists its product as uncharacterized. Lineage: Eukaryota; Fungi; Basidiomycota; Tremellomycetes; Trichosporonales; Trichosporonaceae. Gene Ontology annotation, biological process: glutathione metabolic process. The record is from RefSeq and is a predicted model, not a curated record. Gene Ontology annotation, cellular component: cytosol. Gene Ontology annotation, molecular function: 5-oxoprolinase (ATP-hydrolyzing) activity.